This is a messenger RNA of Fundulus heteroclitus (mummichog), 2679 nucleotides long. Its product is annotated as DNA topoisomerase I, mitochondrial. The transcript is spliced from 20 exons. Gene Ontology annotation, molecular function: DNA topoisomerase type I (single strand cut, ATP-independent) activity; DNA binding. Gene Ontology annotation, cellular component: chromosome; nucleolus. Bases 128 to 2443 code for a protein of 771 amino acids. Gene Ontology annotation, biological process: DNA replication; chromosome segregation; DNA topological change. The record is from RefSeq and is a predicted model, not a curated record. Lineage: Eukaryota; Metazoa; Chordata; Actinopteri; Cyprinodontiformes; Fundulidae.
GCCAAUCACAAUUCAGCUGCUGCGUGCGCUGUCAGCCGUUGGGCUAUUUUAAAGUUCGUGUUUUACGCGGAAAACAGCCUAUAUCGCUCUUUUUUUUUUGCCGAACUUCCAAGCGCGUUUGGGUAAAAUGGGAAGCGAAAAUGACGCCAAAGGAGACGCAAAGACCAAGCAAAAAGGGACGACGCUGAAACGGCUGAGUGACCGUAAGAGCUCCGCUUCCGGUGGAGAUGUGAUGAAGAACAGUCUGAAGUCAGCGAAGUCCAAAGAGAAGAAGAGCUCUGCCGGGUCCUCUAAGAAGGUGAAGACACCUGAGGUGGAGAGCCUGGAGCCGGUCAGCAGUUCCAGUGACUUGGUGAAAUCAGAGCCGCCGGAUCAAGACUUCACUGCAAAGAAAAAAGGUUUGAAGAGGAAGAGGGUGAAAGAAGAGCCGGCGGAAGAAUCUGCACAAUUAGCCGUAUCCUCUACCUUACCGGUGCAGCGGAGAAAAAGGCACCUUAGCGAUGAAGAAGAGGAUGAAGGGGAAGCUGAGAAGAGAAAGGCCCAGAAGAAAAGGGAGAAGAAGACGGUCAAGAAAGAGGAAGCAGAGCAUCCAGUGUCCAAAAGAGCCAAGAAGACGAGGGAAGAGAUAGAAGAAGCCAGACGGCUGAAGAUAAAAAAGAAGGAAGAGGAGGAGCAGAACCGCUGGAGAUGGUGGGAGGAAGAGAAGUAUGAAGAUGGAGUCAAAUGGAAGUUCCUGGAACACAAAGGGCCCUACUUCCCUCCUGAGUACCAGCCUCUCCCCGACAGCGUUAACUUCUUCUAUAAAGGUCCGCUCAGAGCAGUUAUCAUCAUUACAGGCCAGCGAGCUUUUCUCCUGCUGAGAGGCUGCAGACCUGGAGAGAAGGUGAAGCUGAGCCCGGCCGCCGAGGAGGUGGCAGUUUUCUUCGCCCAGAUGCUGGACCACGAAUACACAACCAAGAAGGUGUUCCGUGAGAACUUCUUCAAAGACUGGAGGAAGGAAAUGACUCCUGACGAGAGGUCCCUGAUUAAAGACCUUGAGAAGUGUGACUUCAGUGAAAUUCACGCCAUGCACAAAGCCAAGGUGGAAGCCAGGAAGAACCUGAGCAAAGAGGAGAAACAGGCUCUAAAAGAAGCCAAUCAGAAAAUAGUGGAUGAAUAUGGCUACUGCCUGCUGGAUCACCACAGAGAGCGGAUCGGGAACUUUAAGAUCGAGCCUCCAGGUCUGUUCCGGGGACGAGGCGAGCAUCCCAAGCAGGGCAUGCUGAAGAAACGCAUCCAGCCUGAAGACGUCAUCAUCAACUGUGGCAAAGACUCCAGCACACCGCUGCCACCUGCUGGUCACCACUGGAAGGAAGUCCGACAUGACAACACCGUGACGUGGCUGGCCAGCUGGACGGAAAACAUCCAGGGCUCCAUUAAAUACAUUAUGCUGAAUGCUAACUCCAAGCUGAAGGGAGAGAAGGACUGGGAGAAAUACGAGGUGGCGCGGAAGCUGAAGUCCUGCGUGGAGAGCAUCCGUAACGAGUACCUCCAGGACCUCCGGUCCAGACAGAUGGUCACCAGGCAGAGAGCCGUGGCUCUGUACUUCAUAGACAAGCUGGCCCUGAGGGCUGGAAACGAGAAGGAGGAGGGAGAGACGGCCGACACGGUUGGCUGCUGCUCGCUGCGCGUCGAGCACAUCACGCUACACGAGCAGCUGGAUGGGAACGAGUGCGUGGUGGAGUUCGACUUCCUGGGCAAAGACUCCAUUCGCUACUACAACAAGGUCCCCGUCAUCAAGAAGGUUUUUAAGAACCUUAAACUGUUCAUGGAGAACAAGGAGCCUGGAGAUGAACUCUUUGAUCGUCUGAACACGGCCCUGCUGAACAAACAUCUGAGCUCUCUGAUGCCUGGCCUCACUGCGAAGGUCUUCAGGACGUAUAACGCCUCCAUCACCCUGCAGCAGCAGCUCAAAGAGCUCACCAACAAGUCGGACAACGUGGCAGAGAAGCUGCUGUCCUACAACAGGGCAAACCGAGCCGUCGCCAUUCUCUGUAACCACCAGCGGGCGGCGCCAAAGACCUUUGAGCAGUCGAUGGCCAACCUUCAGGCCAAGAUCGACGCCAGAAAGGAGCAGCUGGCUCUGGCCAAGACGGAACUGAAACAGGCCAAGAAGGAGGCGAAGAGCAAAGGGGACCCCAAGCUGCAGAGCCUGGUGGAGAGGAAGAAGGCAGCGGUGAAGCGCUGUGAGGAGCAGCUGCUGAAGAUGGAGGUCCAGGCCACAGACAGAGAGGAGAACAAGCAGAUCGCUCUCGGUACCUCCAAGCUCAACUACCUGGACCCUCGCAUCAGCGUGGCCUGGUGUAAGAACAUGGAUGUGCCGAUAGAGAAGAUCUACAAUAAAACCCAACGGGAGAAGUUUGCCUGGGCCAUCGACAUGACGGAGGCCGACUUUGAGUUCUAGCUUUAAAGCCGGACGAGGAAACGGACCUGAAGAACCGGUUCUGUAAAAUCCCGGUUCUAGCACGUUAAGUGGCUCUAUAAUUAAUUUGUUUGCUGUUGGUUGUUUGGAUUCGUGUCAAUAAAGGUUUCUGCUGUAGAUCAAAGCCUCGUAGAUAAUUUAACGUCGUCGUUGGAAAAUGUUUCAUUUCUCAGAUGAAACAGAAUCUGACGGAAACGGGCCGGUGCUGCUGGGUCCGA